This is a messenger RNA of Fusarium odoratissimum NRRL 54006, 270 nucleotides long. RefSeq lists its product as uncharacterized. The record is from RefSeq and is a predicted model, not a curated record. The coding region runs from base 1 to 270 and encodes 89 amino acids. The transcript has a single exon. Lineage: Eukaryota; Fungi; Ascomycota; Sordariomycetes; Hypocreales; Nectriaceae.
AUGGCCCCAAAUACGGAUAUCGCGACUCGCGCUUUUGUUGUUUCCCUUAAGGCACCUUGCAGCGGCAAGACUUCUCCUGAGGUAGCAGAACUCUCAGGACUUUCGAUCCGUCAGGUUGAUCGAAUAUAUGCUCGUGCAAUCGAGAACGGGUUUGACCCUAAUAUCCGACCACUGAUUCUUAAAGACGAAUAUCUUAAAGAUCGCCCUCGAUCAGGGCGGCCGACAAAGGUAACAGAGGAAAACAAAGAGCUUCUUAUUAGCAAGGUAUAG